Molecule: messenger RNA, 348 nt
Organism: Lactuca saligna
Lineage: Eukaryota; Viridiplantae; Streptophyta; Magnoliopsida; Asterales; Asteraceae
Source: the annotation of a GenBank genome assembly
AUGACCAAUUUGGAACUUACCUUAGAAAUGGGUAGACAAGUUAUUGUGCCACAAUCAUUGCUAAAAGGUCAAACAAGCUUGAAGAAGUUCGAAAAUGGAGAAAUAUGUGUUAAACUUUUGGGUGUUGUGUUCGUUUGGAAGAAUCAGAAGGAUAAGAUUACAAUGUUCUUAUUCCAAGUUUGUGAUGUGGAAAAGUAUGCGAAUUCUCAGUACACGAAUCUUCUUGUUCGUAUACAUAACUGCAAAAGAAAUAUAGAAGGAGAUAAAACAGAGAUUCGAAUAACAAUCGGUUGGCACAUGGAGAUUCGAAGAGUACUUCAUCAAGCUACAAAUUUGUUAAUGAAUUAA